ACCCAGCCCGGCUGCUCUCCGCCUUCUCCCCGCCGUGCCAGCCAGCCUCUCUCUGGGUCUUCACUACCGGGUCAGGCUGGAGGCGAGCGUGAUCAGACACCCCCCCAGCACACACAGCCCUGCCUCUCCUCCUCCUCCUCCUCUCCGGGCCGUCUCCAUCCCUCCCUCCUUCCCCACACCCUCCCUGCUUCCCCGCUGCCAGUUACUGUACAACUAGUGCACACACACACUCACACACACACACACUCACAGAGGGUCCCGGCUGCCGCAGCUGCCAUGGAUAUCAGCUAAAAACACCCAGCCAGCCAGCCAGUCUGACAGUCAGUCAGGGGCCGAGUCAACCCCCCGCCCCACUCCCCACCUCUCCAUCCUCCUCGCCACCCGGCGGCCACGGCCCCUGCGGUGCCACCAUUCAGCCGGCCGGGAGCCGCAGCAGCAGCCCCGGACCCAGCCCCCCUGACCCACCAGCCCCCCGCCCCCAAAAGGAGCCCGGCUCAAGACCAGCACCCAGCACGCCAGGGAGACUCCGCCAGCCCAUCCCCACUGCAAUGUCCAAGGGCUUGAAGAAGAAAAGCCACUGGACGAGCAGGGUCCACGAGAUUGUCCUAGGCAGGAACCAGGAGGGGCAGCUGGGCUUUGAGCUGAAAGGGGGCGCCGAGAACGGGCAGUUCCCGUACCUGGGGGAGGUGAAGCCCGGCAAGGUGGCCUAUGAGAGCGGCAGCAAGUUGGUGCCGGAGGAGCUGCUGCUGGAGGUGAACGAGACCCCCGUGGCCGGGCUCACCAUCAGGGAUGUGCUGGCCGUGAUCAAGCACUGCAAGGACCCCAUCCGGCUGAAGUGUGUCAAGCAAGGAGGCAUCGUUGAUAAGGACCUUCGUCACUACCUCAAUUUACGGUUCCAGAAAGGUUCGGUGGACCACGAGCUCCAGCAGAUCAUACGAGACAAUCUCUACCUCCGCACAGUGCCAUGCACCACAAGGCCACAUAAGGAGGGGGAGGUCCCGGGUGUGGACUAUAUAUUCAUCACUGUUGAAGAUUUUAUGGAACUGGAGAAAAGUGGUGCUCUCUUAGAAAGUGGAACAUAUGAAGACAACUACUACGGCACUCCAAAGCCUCCAGCAGAACCAGCUCCAUUAUUGUUAAAUGUGACAGAGCAGAUCCUUCCAGGUGCCACACCUAGUGCUGAAGGCAAACGUAAGAGGAAUAAAUCAGUGAGCAAUAUGGAGAAGACAGGUAUUGAACCACCAGAAGAGGAAGAGGAAGAAAGACCUGUGGUCAAUGGAAAUGGCAUGGUAGUAACACCAGAAUCGAGUGAACAUGAAGAGAAGAGUACAGGUGCCUCAGGUGAGAUUUCCUCCCAGCCUUAUCCUGCGCCAGUAUACAGUCAGCCUGAAGAAGCAAAGGAGAAUAUGGAUGUAACAAAGCAAACAAAACCUGAAGAGAAUGAUGAGUUGGGCCCAUUACCUGAUAAUUGGGAAAUGGCUUACACAGAAAAAGGGGAAGUCUACUUUAUUGACCAUAACACAAAGACAACAUCAUGGCUGGAUCCACGACUUGCGAAAAAGGCUAAACCUCCUGAAGAGUGCAAAGAAAAUGAGCUUCCAUAUGGCUGGGAGAAAAUUGAUGAUCCCAUUUAUGGCACUUAUUAUGUUGACCACAUAAAUAGAAGAACACAAUUUGAAAAUCCUGUCCUAGAAGCAAAAAGGAAGCUACAGCAGCAUAACAUGCCCAACGCAGAACUUGGAACAAAGCCUAUGCAGGCCCCAGGUUUCCGAGUAGAAAGCGCCUCAUCAACAUUACCUAGGCCUAAACACGUUCACCCGCAUCCUGCUCCUCAGAGGUCUCGCAGUGUGAAUGAUCUGUCUCAGUGUCGGCGGGACAAUGCUGGAAUGUACAGUCUGUAUGAAAAACCACUCUUCACCCGUGAUGCAUCACAACUGAAGGGAAUUUUCCUCAGCACAACUCUCAAGAAGAGCAACAUGGGCUUUGGAUUUACCAUCAUUGGUGGGGACGAGCCAGAUGAGUUUCUACAGGUGAAGAGUGUAAUUCCUGAUGGGCCUGCAGCACAGGAUGGCAAAAUGGAAACAGGUGAUGUCAUUGUCUAUAUUAAUGAAGUUUGUGUCCUUGGGCAUACUCACGCAGAUGUAGUCAAACUCUUCCAGUCAGUUCCUAUUGGUCAGAGUGUCAACCUGGUGCUAUGUCGUGGAUACCCUUUGCCCUUUGAUCCUGAAGAUCCUGCCAACAGCAUGGUGCCACCACUUGCAGUAAUGGAGAGGCCUCCGGUAGUGGUAAAUGGAAGACAUAACUAUGAAACUUAUUUGGAAUACAUUUCUAGGACCUCUCAAUCUGUUCCAGAUGUAACAGAUCGACCACCACAUCCCUUGCACUCCAUUCCAGCAGAUAGUCAGCUUGAUAGCACAUUCCCACCACCUGUUCAUGAUGAUAAUGUAUCAAUGGCUUCUUCUGGGGCCACCCAAGCUGAACUCAUGACCUUAACCAUUGUGAAAGGGGCCCAGGGCUUUGGCUUCACUAUAGCAGACAGUCCUACAGGACAGAGGGUGAAGCAAAUUCUAGACAUUCAGGGAUGUCCUGGUUUGUGUGAAGGUGACCUCAUUGUUGAGAUCAACCAGCAGAAUGUACAGAACCUGAGCCAUGCAGAAGUAGUGGAUAUACUUAAAGAAUGUCCUGUUGGAAGUGAAACUUCUUUGAUUAUCCAUAGAGGAGGUUUCUUUUCUCCAUGGAAAACUCCAAAGCCUAUGAUGGAGCGAUGGGAGAAUCAAGGCAGCCCUCAGACCAGUUUAUCUGCUCCAGCUAUACCACAGAGUAUUCCCUUUCCACCCACCCUUCACAGGAGUUCAUUUCCUGAUUCAACAGAGGCCUUUGAUCCAAGAAAACCCGACCCAUAUGAGCUAUAUGAGAAGUCAAGAGCUAUUUAUGAAAGUAGGCAGCAAGUGCCGCCCAGGACUGGUUUUCGAGUGGAUUCCUCUGGUCCAGAUUACAAGGAGCUGGAUGUUCAUCUUCGGAGGAUGGAGUCUGGAUUUGGCUUCAGAAUCCUUGGAGGAGAUGAACCUGGACAGCCUAUUCUGAUUGGAGCAGUAAUUGCAAUGGGCUCUGCAGACAGAGAUGGUCGUCUACAUCCUGGUGAUGAGUUGGUGUAUGUAGAUGGGAUCCCAGUGGCUGGCAAAACCCACCGAUACGUGAUUGAUCUCAUGCAUAAUGCAGCCCGAAAUGGGCAAGUGAAUCUUACUGUGAGAAGAAAGGUGCUAUCUAUAGAAUCCUGCAGCCAGAAAUCCUCCCUCCAACCUGGCUCAACGCCCCCUAGGAGCUCCCCAAACCCUAGGAAAAUGGCCAGUUACCAAGGAGACCCUUGCCCAGAAAAUGGCAGAAGCCCAGGUUCAGUGUCUACACACCACAGUUCUCCUAGAAGUGACUAUGCUGCUUAUGCUAACAGUAAUCAUGCUGCAUCUAGUAGUAAUGCUACACAACCAGAGGGCUUUACUUCACACAGCUUACAAACCAGUGACGUUGUCAUCCACCGGAAAGAGAAUGAAGGGUUUGGCUUUGUUAUCAUCAGCUCUUUGAACAGGCCUGAAUCUGGAUCUACAAUAACUGUACCCCAUAAAAUAGGGAGGAUAAUUGAUGGAAGUCCUGCUGAUCGCUGUACAAAACUAAAAGUCGGAGACCGGAUCUUAGCUGUGAAUGGCCAGUCUAUUAUUAACAUGCCUCAUGCAGAUAUUGUGAAGCUAAUUAAAGAUGCAGGUCUUAGUGUAACACUUCGCAUCAUUCCUCAGGAGGCUUCCCAUUAUGCAGAGCUGAACAGUCCAGCUUCAGCACCAAGCUCAGAGAAACAGAGCCCCAUGGCACAGCAACACAGCCCGAUGGCUCAGCAGAGUCCAGUAGCACAGCAGAGCCCUGUAGCACACCACAGUCCUGUAGCACAACCACCACCUCCACAACCUCUCCAGUUACAAGGACAUGAAAACAGUUAUAGGUCAGAAGUAAAAGCAAGACAGGAUGUGAAACCCGACAUCCGACAACCUCCAUUUACUGACUACAGGCAGCCUUCAGCGGACUAUAGACAGCCUCCGUUAGACUACAGGCAUCCUCCAGUAGUGGAUUACCAGCAGCCACCACCUCUGGACUACAGGCAGCCACCUUUAAUAGAUUACAGACAACAUUCUCCUGACACCAGGCAAUAUCCUCUGUCAGAUUACAGGCAGCCCCAGGAUUUUGAUUAUUUCACUGUUGACAUGGAGAAGGGAGCCAAAGGGUUUGGAUUUAGUAUUCGAGGAGGAAGGGAGUACAAAAUGGAUUUGUAUGUGCUGAGGUUAGCAGAAGAUGGGCCAGCAAUAAGAAAUGGAAGGAUGAGGGUAGGGGAUCAAAUAAUUGAAAUCAAUGGGGAAAGUACAAGGGACAUGACACAUGCCAGAGCAAUAGAGCUAAUCAAGUCUGGUGGCAGGAGAGUGCGGCUCUUAUUAAAGCGCGGAACAGGCCAGGUUCCGGAAUAUGGAAUGGUACCUUCCAGUCUCUCCAUGUGCAUGAAAAGUGACAAGCAUGGGUCCCCAUAUUUCUACUUAUUGGGCCACCCUAAAGACACGACGAACCAAACUCCUGGAGUUCUCUCUCUGCCACCUCCCCAGGUCUGCCGGAAAUAGCUAUUUCCCUCGAUGACAUAAUCUCACCAUUAUCUUCAUCACAUCUAGCCCCACUCUCUGACCCUUCUCACCAGAUAAACCCAGAACCAAGAUGGGAUAUCAAGAGGGAACAUGAUGUAAGAAAACCAAAGGAGCUUUCGUCAAAUGGCCACAAAAAGAAAAGGUUAGGAGAGCAAAGAGAAAGGUCAGCAAGUCCGAAAAAGGUAGACAGGACAAAGCAUGAAGAGGCUUCUAGGAAAGGAUACUCAGAAGGCAAAAAAAAGACCACUGGUGGCGGCAGGCCCACCUCUGAAAGUAAGGCAGUGGGACAGAGUGUUACGAUCGAGGCUGGAGCAAGAGAGCAUGUAUGUGCCAGAAUCAACGAUGAACAUCUUGGGAGAUCCAAGAAGCCAGAAGGCAAGAAAGAUGGAUCUCUCAGUGUGAAAGAAGAUCACAGAUCUGGAAAUACCUCUGAGAAGAAAUCAGCUGCAGCUUCUGAACAUGUCAAGCUUGAUUUAGUUGGUGCUACAAAGACGUACAGUAGCAAUAGCUGCAGCUCACAUGGAAGUGAUAUGGACCAGAACAAGAGGGACCCUGAUGGGAAACCCAGUGAGUUCCCCAGGAAGGGACAUCUCCAUUCCAUUAACACACGCAGCAUCAACAAUACAGUUCGGAAGGCAACAGUCUCACCAGGCCCAUGGAAAAUUCCUGGCUCGGAUAAGCUACCUAGUGUACUGAAGUCUGGCACUUCUGCCAUGAGCAGAUAAAUAAGUGAACUGUUGCCCUCUAACUGUUUCACACUGAUGCAGAACAUACUUCUUAGCUUCUGUCUCACAUUGAUUUAUUUUAAUUUAUUUUAACUAUCACACAUAUACACAAAACACUGAAGAAUGGAAACAUUAAUGUGUAAUUCCAUGACAAUAUGCACAAUGUCUAAUAAAUUCAAGCAGCAUAUAGUCAACAUGGAGAUUUAAAACUGACCCUGAAGUCCCCAGUUCCAUUUUAGGGACUUUGGCAGCUAUGGAAGAAACCAAAACAAAAUGAAGGACAAUGUGUCAGAGAAGGACAGUGCAGUGUAGCUUUAGUAUUUUUAUUCCACUGCAUGAAGGACUUGGAUUUAGUUCAAACUUUAUAUCAAGGAACUGGAGCAAGUUAGAGCAAUCACAGACUGGAACAUCGCCUUAAAUAACACUGCACGAAGCAAGCUGAAACUGAGAAAGAAUAUUUUAACUGAGCUAAGAUGUUGUAAAUAUAUUGUUCUCAACAUAUCUAGACAAGGGUUGAAGGGUUUCUUUGAAACUAUACGCCCAGGACACGUCUCCACUGUUAACAAUUUGGAAUAGUCCACAUGAUCCCCAGCAGCAUAGUUCACUUCAUGUGUUGAGUUGGAUGAGUUGGGGAAUCUAAUGGAUUUGUUGGUGUGAUAGCAUUUCUACUGCCAUUUUGUGAACAAAUCAUAUUUCUGUACAUUGGAAAGGAGUUAGGGUGCAGUUGUAGUUGCAAAUUAUCCUCAAAAACGAUUUACCACAGGUUCCCCUAAUAUUACAAGUAGCACAGAAACCUCAGUUGGUCAAGCUCAAAACUGAGACUUACAGUUCCAAGACCUUUAUAAUGACAGGAUGAUUCUUAAAAGAAAAAAAGCUGCAGUUUCCUUAAUGAAAGGCCUUUCUUUCCCACAGAAAACAACAAUUUUGCUUAUCAACAGUGCUAUAUUUUGUAUAUCUAUACAGACUUUAGUUAAGGCAUCUUUAAGUUUUGGCAGAUCAGAUGCUUUUACUGCACACACUAACACAAAUGAGACUUGUUUCCAAGAUAAAAGUUCUUAGUUCAUUAUAUUUUCAUCAGAGACAUUUUCUCUCUCUUCUAUUUCCAUUUUACUUGUUCCUGUGUCUCAAGUCCACCUUCCUGGGGAAGGAUUCCGAAUUCCAUGAGUCACCAUUCUGUCCCCAGUAGGUUUCUUGUUUUGCCAAAAAGCUCUGGAUAAUAAUACACAGGCUGUUUAAAAAAAAAUUGAUGCUAUUUGCAGAAACAGACAUCAGUACGCUAGCAAACUCUGAUAUUCAUGUGCUCGACUCAAGAGUCACAUUGAGAUCAUCAUUAUCCAAACAGGUCAGCACAUAAUAUAUUUCUCAAACAUUGCACUAGACUCAUUCUCCCCUUAGAAGUGUGUAGGCAUGUUUCUUCCUAUCAGAUUAUUUUAAAAGUCUCAAACAAAGGAUUUUGCAGCUUUUAAAACUUUUUUUUUUUUUUAAGAAAAACUCCAUUUAUCAUAUUUUAAAAAGCACAAAUCCAUGUAGCUGUUGACAAUUUUUAUUUAAUUAAAAGAAAAUCUUUAUCCCCUGAACUAGAAA
This is a messenger RNA of Chelonia mydas (Green sea turtle), 6982 nucleotides long. RefSeq names its product membrane associated guanylate kinase, WW and PDZ domain containing 2 (gene MAGI2). Gene Ontology annotation, cellular component: cytoplasm; dendrite. Gene Ontology annotation, biological process: receptor clustering; signal transduction. Bases 549 to 4652 code for a protein of 1367 amino acids. The record is from RefSeq and is a predicted model, not a curated record. Gene Ontology annotation, molecular function: type II activin receptor binding; SMAD binding; beta-1 adrenergic receptor binding. The transcript has 25 exons. NCBI's taxonomy places the organism in Eukaryota, Metazoa, Chordata, Testudines, Cheloniidae.